Guillardia theta CCMP2712 is the source of this 4893-nucleotide messenger RNA. RefSeq lists its product as hypothetical. Gene Ontology annotation, cellular component: outer membrane-bounded periplasmic space. Lineage: Eukaryota; Cryptophyceae; Pyrenomonadales; Geminigeraceae. Gene Ontology annotation, molecular function: endopeptidase activity; protein binding. The coding region runs from base 1 to 4893 and encodes 1630 amino acids. Gene Ontology annotation, biological process: signal transduction. The transcript has a single exon. The record is from RefSeq and is a predicted model, not a curated record.
AUGACUGGCCUGCCUGAUACAGGCAACUCGAGCUGUCUUGGAAUAUGCUUGAGAGAUUCGAACGAUAAUGUCAUUGUCGAUGCUGUGGAUCAUGCUAGCCCGAAUGCGACAGCCAUCCAAACAGGGGAUGUCAUUUUGAGUGUCAACGGAGUUGAUGUUCAGGGACAGCGAUUGCAAUCGAUCAAACCUCUGCUCAAGGGUCCAGUAGGUACAACCGUUCAAUUGGUAGUGUUGAGGAGAAAUUUUCAGCAGAUUUCAACAUCGCUCGUCCGUCAUCCGCAACUGCCCGUUGCUUCUGAUACAAGUUCUGCUCCUGAACACAAGCUGAUCACGUGGGAUAGAGAGCAUGCCAGUCAGAAGAUGAAGGCUGUUCCCUUCAGUGAGAUCGGCACAGCAGAUGGAUGCUUAGAUGUUACCAUUGUCGAUCUGGAGAAUUUACCGGUCGCUUACGAAGUGGGCUGGUCUCUUACCGGGACCUUCGGUGGAACCUUAUGCAACCCAUAUGUUGAAUGCUCCGUUGGAAAUUUCAAGCUACAAACUUCGACGAUUUGUAAUAAGCUGAGUUCUGGUGUAAAUCAAACGCUGCGUAUUCCAGUCACUGGUAUAUUUCCCUUGAUUGUAUGUGUCAAGAAUAAGGAAACCACUUUGAUUGGAGAUGGUCAAAUUGUUGGACAACUCUCUUUCCCAAUGCAACAAAUUGCUAGAAGAGGCUUUCAUCAAUCAGCACGUUUUAGACUACUUGUUGCUGAUGAAGUCAAUGAGAGGAUUCCAACUCUGCGGGACCUCCCGAAAGGAGAGAGUGUGACUGGCUUGAAAGGUCGGCCUUCCACCAUACAAAUAGUUCUCUCUUACCAUGGUCAGCCAUAUGAACAACUUCAGCUGGCUGCUAAUCUGAAAGAACAGUACAAAGCCGCCAUGAAGGAGCACGAAAAUCUUUUGCAAAAGCACAAAAAUUUGGAAAAAGAAAAGAAGCUUCUUGAAGAGGAAGAACAGAAACUCAUAAAGCAAGAUCGUGACGAGGACGAGAAGUUGCGCAAAGCAAUCAUAAAAAAGACCGAGAAAGAAACUGAGUUGAGAGCGAGAAUUAUUGACUCGCAGCAGAAACGAGCGGAGAGGGAGCGUGAAAAGUGGAUUGAAGAAGCCAAGAGGCAGCAGGAGGCACUGGAAGCACAGGCAAGAAAGAUGCCGGAGGUUACUCAAGUAAAACCAGCAAAGGAACCAGACCCAGUUGUGCCAUCCACAUGGAAGGAACUGCCUCAAAUUGUGCACAAGGAAGAAGUCAAACCACAGGUUGUUCCAGAAAUCAAAGAGGAGGAAAAACCAGAGCCUAUCAAGGUCGCUUUGCAGAAGCCAGUCUCACGACAAGUCCCUGUCGUCGAGGAAACUUUGCCGGAAACUCCUGGCAACGAACCUCAUGCAAGCUUGCCACCUGAGCCUGUCCUGCCGGUCGAAGAGGGACCUCCAGCCCCAUCUAAAGAUGUUCUACGCAGUGCUGUUGUUCGUCGAGAAGAGCUCAACAAAGCCAUGUCCGGCUCGCAGAACCCAGGCGACAAGUUUGAGAUCGAGUUUCUUCCAGACGCUGUUGCUUCUCUUCGUGCACUUGCAGCCGCUGGAUAUGAGAUUGUGUUCAUCUCCUCUGCCGUUCCAUGGGUCGCGGACAAGAUCCUCAAGUUUUUGAUCGCGUCUGAUCUUGUUGGGCCCAAGAACCCUGUGCAGGAGAGCAAUGUCCUCUUCUGUCUUGAAGCCCAGGAGAAAGCUGAGAUCAUGAACCGGAUGGGCGGCUUUGUUGCCGCGAUGGAUCGUUCUUGGAGCAGCUGCUCGACCAUGAGCGAAGAGAUAGAAGGAGUGAACUGCUUUCUGUUCUCCCCAGACGCAGAGAAUGAGAGGUUGUUUUCCAAUGGAUACCUGAGCUGGCGCACAAAACGCGUUGAAAUGCAUGCACAUGUGCAGCAACUUGGUUCAUUGCAGAGACGAAUCAAUUCUAACCCUUCAGAUGAAACGCUCUUCAAAGAUGACAUUCUGCUUCUUUUGAACAAAAUCAAAAACAUGUACCAUCUACAGCAGGGAAAGAUUCUGGUAGUUCCUCACGAGAAGAGUCACUCUGCGUCGCUCCAGACACGCCAGGUGAACGAUGAAACAGUUGGUCGCCCCUGGUUGCAAGCGUGCGAGUCGCUUGGCGUCUCAAGCUCAAUGGUGCGAUCGUAUGAGUUCGUUCCGGGAGGAGAGAAGAAACAGAGCGUGAAAGGACAGACUGGCUUCUACCCUCUCGCGGCUUCUGCUGAUCAGGAAACUGUCAACCUUCUGAAAGGCAAUUCAACGCCACAAGGCUGGGAGGCGGUCAAAGACAAGAAGUCGGGGGUCUGGUUCUACGUCAACCACAAGUCUAAGACUUCCACCUGGCUCGUUCCUGUUCACAACGCCUCGGACAGCCGGGCUGCAGAAUGGAGCCAGAAAGCGAUCCGCACUGACUUGUUUCAAGGCAUCAAGGUCGACGUCGGCCUUACUCUCCGUAAAAGUAGCGAUGGAAAGUACCGUGUGUCGUUGAUGGAGGAACAUGGGCCUGCCCACCGGAGUGGGUUAGUUCAGAUUGAUGACGCUGUGAUAACCAUCGAUGGAAGAGAGAUAUCAUCGGCAAGCCAAGAAGAAGUCAGCAACAUGCUUGUCGGUGAUUUGAACAGCGGAGUAGUCUUAGGGUUGGAGAGAGGCAGCAAGACGAGUCUGCCUAUCUCCAACGCAGAAGACUGGGUCGCUCUGGUCUCAGAGGGUGUUCCUGAUCCUGUCGAGCCCAAGAGGUACUUCCUCUAUCGCAAUCGAAAGCUCACAGUGCCGGAGGAGGACGAUUCAGGAAUCUUCACCGUGAGAGACGCGGUGACUGGAGUCUUCGUCUACUCCGGGCCCGGGCGAUACGAAGGUGUUUGGCCUCUGCUGUGCAAGGAAGGUAAGCCGGUUGCUGGACGAACAGACGUAUUCGAAUGGCGCGGAAAGAUCGUGCAGCAGCCAACAUUCAAUCAAGCGGGAAUCGCGACAGUCUUGGACUACAAGACAAAGGAGGUUGUCUAUCGUGGUCCGGGGGACAUGUUUGUACCACAUCAUCCUGGAAACAAUCCUGGAGUUAGCUUCUUUGUCUACCUCCAGCGUUCCCCUCCAUCAAAGCGAGGCAGAGUCAUGAUCGACCUGGCCAGAAUCGUUCUACGAAUGUUUUCCUCAGACAUGAACAAGUCGCAAGAUCCAGCUGGAGUCAAGCUGGUGCUCAACUAUGAUUAUGACAAAAUGCAGUCUCGCAGAGAGUUGCUGCAGCAACAGAUCCGAUAUGACGUAGCGGAGGCUCUGAAUGUGGACCACGAGCAAAUCUCUGUUCCGUUUCUGCAGAAGGGAAGCGUGAUUGCUCGCUUCAACAUCUUGCGCAGUGCUCACUCCAACGGAGGAAUCAGUCCAGCGGCUUUGGCAGAUAUUUUGGUCCGGCAGUCAAAGGACCCCAGAUCAAGGCUGCGCUGCAUGCCGACCACUCGUCGCAUUGCGGACGCGAAGGUGGAAGGAGCAGCAAUCCAGGACUCCAAGGCGAUGCCGACGAGAGGUGGGGAGCUCGAGGACGGCGCUCACUUGGAAGAGCCUUACCUGGAGGUUUACCUGCUUUCUGCUCGAAACCUCCCCUACCUGGAAUCGAUCAGGUUUCCCGAUGCUGUUGUCGAAGUGUCGAUGGGCAGUCAGUGCAAGUACACGAAAGUCUUCAAGGACUCCAAGGCUCCUAACUUCAAUCAGGUGUUUCGAUUUCCCAUGGGAGACAACCAGCAGAUCAAGUUACGAGUGUUCGAUUUUGCUGGCCUGAUGGACGGUCAACAUCUGGGGGAGAUCGUGAUCAACUUGUCACAGCUGUUCGCAUCCGAGCAGCAAGUUCUGGACGGCUGGUUUGACAUGCAGGACAUGAAGAGUCGCCUGUACCUCGAUGGAAAGGCAGAAAGUGCUGCCUUGUACCUCAAGAUUGCUCAUGUCACCCGCUCAGGCCACCAAAUGAGGUCGAGCAACAGCAUGAACUCCAAGCCCGUCCCGAGGAUGAGGCCGAUCUCAGACGACCAUCCCUUCUUUCCCGCUCCUGCUCAGGUUUCGAGUCAACGAUUUUUCACUGCAGAGACGCCGAGUGCUGUAGUUCAGACGCCAGUCGUCAAUGUGCCACGUCCUGCCCCGAGUGCUCCGGCGACGAAGGAGCCGAUGGCCAAGUUGGUUGUCUUCAUCUUUGGAGCUUCGGGACUGCCACCAGAGGGAAGGCAGUACCAGGUAGAAGCACGAUUCUUGAACGAAACCAAGAAGACGCUCAGCAAGUCUGGUUCCUCCGUUGUCACCUUCAACGAACUUUUGCAGUUGGACGUUUGGUCAGAGUCGGACUCAAGUAGCACGCUCGAGCUGCGCUUGUUGGAGAUUCCCGACAAACUCGUCGGAAGGACGAAGUUUGCCGUUCCUUUUCUCAUCUCCUGCGCGCAGAAAGGUGAGAAGACGGAAGCUUCCUUCAAGCUGCAGGACGAGACUGGCAACGAGGCCGUAGGAGGCAAGCGGUCGACAGCAUUGAAGAUGAAGUUGCAGUACUUGCGACCUGGCGAGAAGUUCGAAGUUCCAAUCGAAGAGACCAGGGAGGAAGGCGUGAUUGGCAUCGACUGGGAGCCCGUGAACAAGACCAACAAGCUCAAGAUCUACUCGCUGCCAGCAGGGAGUCCAGCAGCAGAGGCGGGCUUGAAAAAGGGAGAUGUGCUCGCGGCUGUGAACGGGAAGGACGUGUCGCAACUUUCAAUUCAGGAUAUAAUCAAGCUGGUAAAAGGCAAGGUGGGAGAGGAAGUUGAAAUCACCGUCUCCCGCGAAGGGAGACUCGUCUCCGCCAAACUUAUUCGCAAGGCUCUUUCUUAG